GGCAGUCAAACUUUGACUCAUUUUUCUUUCACUCUCACUCUUUCUCUCUCGGCUAUAAAAACAAUAUCUCAGUUCUGUCUGAAUUAUUGACGUUUGUAUCCCUCUCUCACUAGCUCAGAGACCCAUUUCGACUCUCUCUCUCUCUCUCUCACUCUCUUGCUUGCUACAUGCCUACAUCUCCAUGGCUGAAUAUGAAGAUGACGUUUUGCUUCCUCGUUUCUUCAAGGUGUUCCUCUCUGAAACGGCCUCUGAAUCAUUUGCGAUUCCUUUGUCCUUCAUGGAACAUCUUGCUGAUCCAUUGCCAAACACAGCAAAGCUCCAAGGCACUGGAGGAAAGGAUUGGACAGUGAGCAUGACGAAAAUACGUGACGGUGCGUCUUUUACAGAUGGAUGGUCAAAGUUUGCACGGGACCAUGAACUUGUGGACGGAGAGUUCUUGACCUUUGUGUACGAUGGUAACCGAACCUUUGAAGUUAGUGUGUUCGGUCGUUUGGGUUGUAAAGAGACCAGAGCUGAAGCAGAGACAAUUGAGGUUUCUGGUUCUAGUUCUGAUUCUGAAGAAGACGAAGAAGAACCUUCAACGGAUGUUGAUUAUGACCUUAGCUUAGGUGAAGAUGAAGAAAUCAGCCAGAGUCUUUAUCCACUUGAGGAGGAAGAGACUGAAUCUGAUGCUGCUGCAGUUUUUGAAGGGAACGUAGACAUUGCAGCGCUUACUAAUCCACACUUUCCAACUACCCUCAAGAACAGGAUUUAUGAACUGUUGAUUCCAGCCAAUAUUGUGAAAGAUUACAGCCUUGAGUUUGGAGAAUCCGUCAAGUACAUUGAUGAAGAAGGGACCUUGGUAGGGCUUAGAGGCAAAUGGGCAGAUAAUAGGGUUUGUUUUAAAGGAUGGGACAGGAUUUGCAGAAGGAACAGACUUAAGAAACAUCAAGAUACUGUUGAAUGCGAGCUUCUUCAUGACCGAAACAACAUGGUUCAUUCCAUCAGAGUCCACGUCAUGCGCGGAACUGCUUGAUCCUCUCAUCACCAUCACCACCACUAUCACCACCAUCAUUAUCAUCAUCAUCACCAUCACCAUCAUCAUCAUCACCCAUAAGUACUUUGACAUGAGUUGCUAUGACUUUUGUUUGUUUAGGAGUGUUAUUAUGUUUCUUCUCAGGUUUUAUCUUAGUGGUACCUUCUUCUUCCCAAGAAAACUUAUAUGAACUUAUUG
Molecule: messenger RNA, 1213 nt
Organism: Camelina sativa (false flax)
Lineage: Eukaryota; Viridiplantae; Streptophyta; Magnoliopsida; Brassicales; Brassicaceae
Product: B3 domain-containing protein REM20-like
Molecular function (GO): DNA binding
Source: RefSeq, a predicted model, not a curated record